Molecule: messenger RNA, 2178 nt
Organism: Protopterus annectens (West African lungfish)
Lineage: Eukaryota; Metazoa; Chordata; Ceratodontiformes; Protopteridae
Gene: CAMK4
Product: calcium/calmodulin dependent protein kinase IV
Exons: 11
Coding region: 1-1008 (335 amino acids)
Biological process (GO): protein phosphorylation
Molecular function (GO): calmodulin binding; ATP binding; calcium/calmodulin-dependent protein kinase activity
Source: RefSeq, a predicted model, not a curated record
AUGAGUGAAUGUUAUGAGAUCACUGUAGGUGCAACAUCAGUCGUAUUCCGAUGUAGGCAGAAGGGUACACAGAAGCCUUAUGCUGUGAAAAUUCUGAAAAAAAAUGUAGACAAGAAAAUUGUACGAACGGAAAUUGGAGUUCUUCUAAGGCUUUCACACCCAAAUAUUAUAAAGCUGAAAGAGAUUUUUGAAACACCAGUGGAAAUAAGCCUUGUUCUGGAAUUGGUCACAGGAGGAGAGCUGUUUGACAGGAUUGUGGAAAAAGGAUAUUACAGUGAGCGUGAUGCAGCUGAUGCCGUUAAGCAAAUCCUGGAAGCUGUAGCUUACCUUCACGAACAUGGGGUUGUUCAUCGUGAUCUAAAGCCUGAGAAUCUACUUUAUGCUACUCCUGCCCCAGAUGCACCGUUGAAGAUUGCUGAUUUUGGCCUGUCUAAAAUUGUGGAUGACCAAGCAAUGAAGACAGUAUGUGGGACUCCAGGAUAUUGCGCUCCAGAAAUACUACGAGGAUGCGCAUAUGGGCCAGAAGUGGAUAUGUGGUCUGUGGGAGUUAUAACCUACAUCCUCCUGUGUGGAUUUGAGCCUUUCUUUGAUGAAAGAGGAGACCAGUACAUGUUUAAGAGGAUUCUGAACUGCGACUAUGACUUUGUGUCACCGUGGUGGGAUGAUGUGUCACUUAACGCUAAGGAUCUGGUAAAAAAACUGAUUGUACUUGAUCCUAAAAAACGUCUGACAACCCAACAAGCUCUGCAGCACCCUUGGGUCACAGGGAAGGCAGCAAACUUCGCACAUAUGGAUACUGCACAAAAGAAACUUCAAGAGUUCAAUGCUCGCCGUAAACUUAAGGCGGCGGUAAAAGCUGUAGUAGCAUCAACUCGCCUAGGGAGUGCAGGAAGUCAUGGCAGCCAUGACAGUGGCAAAGACAAUCAUAACAACUUACCAGUACAAGGCACUGGAAAUGAAGAAAGAGACAAUGAGAAACUCAAACAAAACCUUGAAGAGGAGUCCUAAACCGUGCGCCACACUUCUUGCAUGAGGCAUUUAGUUGUUCGUGCACCAGCUACAUGUUGCCCAGUGAGAGAGGUUUGUUAGCAUGGCUUGCAAUACGGGGGACACACAAAACAAAAUGUCCUGGUGACUGGUGACUACCAAUUAAAUGAGCUUUUAUUGCAUGUGACUGCUUACAAAAUAGUGUGAUUGCCUUCAAGGCAUGUACGAGCACAACGUUACUGUGAUCCACACUGAUCGAACAAGAUUAACAAGAAUACAUUCCAUUCGCCACUGUAUCAUAAAUCAUUAGGGCAUUCUAUGUUAGCAGGGUGUCACUGCAUACAAUGUUGAAAAUGAAGGGUGUAGAUGUGAUUUGAAGCUUACAGCAAUACUUGUACAUUUGUUUAUAUGAUAAAUGACUUAGACCGUUGGUGUCAUUUUUACUGUUGAUGUACUUACAUGAGAAGAGUUAAUAGAGUUCCAGGGGCACCAGUGAUGUUGUUAUUAAAAAUGUACUGUUUGUGCACUUUCUUCAGUCAUAAUUGCGUUUACUAAGGGACUGUAUACUAAAUUGUAUAUGCAAAACAUUCCAUUAAGGAAAACAAAUGGAGUAGUUGUAAUGGAAUAGAAAGUGUUGCUUAAAACAGGCAUACACAGUGUGUCCUCUGAACUUUUGAGAAUGCCUUAUUAUAUCUUGAGCAGUUUUACAUUUUAUUAAUAACCAAAAAAUAUUUCAUAUAGUAUGAUCAUUCAAAUUAAAUUAUGUAGAGAUACGAGCAAAAAAGUAAAACUGUGCACAAAAAUACAAGAGAAACUUUCCUGUAAUUAUGCUGUUAUGCUGUAUUUCUAAUUUUUAACUGAACUUUUGCUUACAUAGGGGAUGAGAGAUUCUACAGAAUGAAAGCUUGUUCAAAAGUGGCAAUACCUGUCAAAUGAAACUUUUCUGUACUUUGAGACUGAAUUUGUUUGCCACAUGAUUAUGUGAUGGAAAGGCAUUAACUGAUUUCUGAUUUCUCUAUGUAUUCCUGAAAUGGGAGAGAAUAGUAAUUUGGAAGUUCUUUAUUCUGGCUAGACAAGUUGAAAAGACUAUACAGAGCUGAAGCAUGCUUAGUUGUAGAAUGCUUUCUGUAGGUGUAGCGAGUUGUUAUGUCAGGUCGUGGUAAAAUAAAACCAAUUUAUAAGAGCAUGAUA